This is a messenger RNA of Trichobilharzia szidati, 5256 nucleotides long. NCBI's taxonomy places the organism in Eukaryota, Metazoa, Platyhelminthes, Trematoda, Strigeidida, Schistosomatidae. The record is from the annotation of a GenBank genome assembly.
ACCACCACCACCAACAUCAACAACAACAAUAACAGCAGUGAAAAAGUGAGAGAGCAAGAGAGAGAAAACAGCAGCAGCAAGAGCAGCAGAAAGAAAACAAACACAAAACAAACUAUACCUACCAACUACUGGCUAGUUAAUUAAUUAAUAAAUAAAAUGACAGAGAGUGCAUCACGACCAAUGAUGCUAGUCAAUGAAACAGCACAACUGUUAAUUGGAAAAAAUUCCUUUAAAAAUCAACCAUUCAACGUUGGUGAUGAUGAUGAUGAUGAUAGUCAUAAUGAUGCUUAUGCUUAUGGUGAAGACAAUGACACAGUUGUUAUUGUAAACAGUGAAGCUUAUAAUAAUAAUAACAAUAAUAAUAAUAUAGAUGACAAUUCUGAGCAUAUUGAUGAUAUUGACGAUGAAGAUCACACUGACGGUGGUAUCCAUCACGAUUUGAGUACAGUGCAUGAAAUUGACUCACAAAGUAUAGAAUCUGAUAAAACUUACAAUACACUAUUUUUAAUACCAAUGAGAAAGAAAAUACCACAUUCUAAUGGUGUUAUUCACAUAUAUCGUAGUGAUGAUAUAGAAAACAACAGCGGUAAUAAUGAUAAUGAUAAUAAUAAUAAUCAUAAUAAUAAUUAUCAUAAUCAUAUUGAUGAAGAAAAUGACGAAGUAAUCGAUGAUAUUGAUGAUUACAGUGCCGGUGAUGGACAACAAUUAAUGCAUGAAAUGGACAUUACCGAUGAAUCACUAUCCUAUACACCGUAUACACGUACUCAAAUCAAUAUACCCUUGAAAGGAGAAAAUCAAGUGAUUGAUUUAUCUCACAAGCAGCGAUCAAAUAAGAAUCAAGCCUUGUCUAACAACAGUCACAGCAACAAUAACUGGAAAGUGUUAAAACCGAGUAAAUCCAAGGAAUAUGUCCUGUCUGUAUCCCCGCGUCCACCUAUACCAAAAACACUACAACCAUAUACCCGUGGUAAUUAUCUGGUAAGAAAUGAUGCUUCGCAUACAAUGAAUGGAUUCCACAGUAAUGGGAAUGGAUCAUCAGCAGCAGGUGGGGGUGGUGGUGGUGGAAAUGCUGGUCCAUUUGAAUAUUGGACUAUACCAAGAAAUUCCCAGCCACAUUAUAAACUACGUGCUGGAGAGAAUACAGCAUUCUAUAUGCCUGGUAGCCUAUUUCUACACGAGAAAGCUCAAUCACGUUCACGUCGUAAAGGGCAUAGGAAUGUUAGGGAGAGAAGUGAAGCUCUACUGAAUGAAUCAGGACAUAGUACCGGGAGUAAACAUUCGAAUCGUCGUUUGGCUUCGAGAGCUAAUGAAAAAUCGGAAGGCAAUAAUAAUAACAAUAAUAAUAACAGUAAUAAUAAUCAUGAAAAUAAUUCAGCAAGUAUGACGGAAGCAGAGAAACGCAGAAGUGAACUGAAAGUAUAUUUUCGAUACUCCCGUGGAACUUUAAGUGAUCCCUUCACUUAUGAUUAUUUUAAAAAUAAAGAACUUCUGAUCCAGCUGCAAGCACGUUGUCGUGGUUGGAUAUCAAGGAAUAGAUCUUCACGUGACAGAACUGAGGACGAUGCAGUGAGAUGUAUUCAGAAAAAUGCAAAGGUUAUGUUUGAUCCCUGGUUCCGUUUAAUGCUCGCCUUGAGACCGUUAAUUCGUACACAUCGAGCAGAAGAGGAAUUACUCUUCCUUAGGAGUGAGAUCGAAAGGUAUAAAGCUUUGGUUCGUAUGCUACGAUUUGAAAAUGCUGAAUAUCAAGCAAGAGUGGCUAAUUUACUUCACUUGUUAGAACAAAUGAGCACGAAUUCCUCGAACACGUCGAAUGUUCAAAGUUUAGUUCAACAAAUAUCUGAGGCACUGAGUAAAAAUCAAGAGUUUUGGCAGUCAUUAGCGGCAGACAAUAAAGCGCUGAAUGCUUUGGCUCCACAGAAAUCCGGUAGUGGUCUUCUUGAAGUAGAACAAGCUCCACCUAGUGUUGGAUCACCAAUGACUAAAUUGAAACAUGACGCUGAAUUCUAUCGAGAUCAAGUUGAACUACUACGUGAAGAAGCCGACGAACAACAACUACGCUCAGCUGAGCAUUACAGAAACCAAGUUCAUGUUCUCAGUGAACGCGUUGAACAAUUACAGCAUGUUUUAGCUUUGGAAUCCAGUAAAGUAGAACGAUUGAGCUCUGAACUGGAAGAGAAAAACUCUAAUGAAUCUGAAGCCAAGGCAUAUGUACGCAAUCUUGAAGUUAUGGUGAAUCAGUUGAGUAAACAGCUAGAACAAAAGAGUAAGCUGAUGUCACAUGCAAGUGUUAAUGAUGUCAAUGAAGCUGUUGAAAACGAGGCAAAAGAUUCAAAAACACAAGAGUUAAUUACUGAACUACAAAAUGAGCUGUCUACACAUCGUGAGCUAGUACUUAAACUCAGGGAAUAUUUAUCCUCUCAUCCUGAAAUGACAUCUCAACUUGACAGUAAUACACAAGGAGCACUGGAACUGCUGAAUUCUCCGAUUAUGCUUGGAAAAACCAAUAUGAAUCAUUUACAAAGUCAACAUUUCUUUGGAUCAUCUAGAACUCAAUCUCGCGAGGAAGUGAACAACGAUUUAACGCCUAGAAGUAAUACAACACAACAGUUAAGUGAAAUGAAACGACAACUUCAGCUUCUACACCAACAACUAAUGGAGUCUGAAGAUACUGUGAAACAAGAAGCAGAAAACAGAGAAGAAUUAGAAGCUGAAAACUUUAGUUUAUAUGAUAAAAUUUCUAUACUGGACAGACAAUUACGUCAUAUCCAAGAUGAAUAUGAUGAAUUAGUGAAGAAAGAAAUGAUGAAUCAGCGUACACUGAAAGAAGUUCAAGAACUCCUGGAUGAUGAAUCCAGAAAAUGUACAAAACUUGAACAACAGAAUAAAGAACUGGAACAACAAUUAGCUGAACUGCGUGAAUACACUGAACCAGAAGAUGAUAUAGUUGCUAAGGAAUGGGAAUCAAUGAAAUCGAAACUACGAGCUGAUGCAAUGUUUUACAAGAGAAGUUUAGAUCAACUACGUGAGGAAUAUGAACAAUAUCGUAUUGAUCAUGAUCCAGAAGCUAUGCAGAGACAAUUAACAGAAAAAGAUGAAAAAUUGAAUCUACUGGAGAAAGAAAAACAACAAUGGCGUAUGGAAUUGGAUAUACAGAAUGUAAAAUUACAAAAUGCUACUUCAUUAUUAGAAGAUACUGAAUUACGCCUGAAAAUGUUGAACAGAGAACGUACAGCUCAAAUGCAUCGUAUGUCCCAGCUAGAAACAGAACGAGAUGAACUAAUUCGACAAACAGCAACUAUUACUGGUCGUGCUGCAGCUGACAGAGAAAUGGCUGCUGCUAAACUCCGUGAAAUGGAUGAAUUACGCUCAGAAAGAGAUAUGCUUCGAAAAGAGUUGACAGAGUGUAAACAAGCACUUGCUGGUAGUACAGCUGAAAAUACAGCUGAACGACGCCAAUUGCAGGCACGUUUACGUGAAAUAGAAAUGCACAAUGAAGCACGUAUUUCAGAUAUUAAAGCUGAAUUGGAAAGAGUACGUGAAGAGCUGGAACAGACACAGGUUGAACUACAAACAACUCAAGCCUCCGAGAUGGAGUUACGCAGUGUAAAUCAACAUCAGAAAUGGAAAAUUCAUGAACUGGAAGAUCAAGUGAUUCACUACACGAAUCGGAUAUCUGGCCUAGAACGUCGUAGUAUCGACCUGGACGCUGAAUUAAUACGUGCUAAGGCUGACUUGAGUGCAUCACGUGAAACAGCCUCGUUGAGACGUGCAUCGAAGACACGUAUGGCUGAUGAAUGGUUGAAUUUGUUGAAUAUACCCAGUAGGCAGGAUGAAACGGAUGAAGAGGAAUACGAUAAUGAUCAUAAUGAUGAUGAUGAUGAUGACGGGGAUUAUCACAGGAAGGUUAUCAUGUUGAGACGACGAAGUAGACAAGAUUUGAAUGACAGUAAAGAUGAAUUGUUCAGACAAAGAAUGAGAAUAGGUCAAUCUGAAAGUAACCUGUUGAAAAAUGAUACUGCAAUGUAUCAAUCAAAUCCCAACCUAAAAAAUUCCCGAUAUCGAUCAGAGACUGUCUUAUCAGCGAUUGAUCAACGUCAGCGUAGACAAGCAGCAGCCGCUGCUGCUACCGACAAUUUAACCAAUCGGUUAUCAUCGCAUUCUAAAUCGACUGGAAUGUUCAAUUCAUUGAAAUCUGUUAAACAACACAAUGAUGCGAUAAAAGAGAAAACGACCGAUGUACAAGAGGAGGAUAGUGAAGUGGAUAAAUAAUGAUGACGAUAACAAUCAACUACACAAAUAACACAACACCUCCUUUUUGUACAUAAUAUACUACUUAUAUACACAAUCAAUCCAUGAAAAUAAAGAGAUUAUUUUGAAGACAAUGGUCAAACAAUUUAUCAGCGUAUAAAACUGAAGCGCACACUCACAACAUUCCAACAACCAGGCUGAACAACAGGCCAACCACUCUCGAGAUAGAUAAAUAGAUAUUUGUGUAAAAAUGAUUCCUUUUCCAAUUGUCCUUUUUUUGUUUGUAUCCGAACUGACCAUUUCAUCAAAUUGCACUGUCUUUCCUUACGCCGUGUUCUUGCCUUGUCAAAUCAAUACUAAUAAAAAUUAACUCGCUUCUAUGCUCAACAAUAUAAAUAUUUAUCGACACACAUAUAUAUGUAUCAGACAUUUAUUAUUACUUUUCUAUUUGUCCUUUUGAUAACCCAAAUAAAAAAUAUAUAUUUAUAAAAAUAACCGUGAUAAAUUUUUAGUUUAGGCCGUUGACCGACGCACAUUUUCACUAUCUCUUUGAGUUUGUCUGUUUUCUUUUUUUGUGUGUGUGAUUACCUACGCACGCAUGCAUCUAUCGAAAUGUAUUCAGUCAACCGAACUUAGACCAGUAUUUAUCUUUAAGAAAAAUCUUAACUAUUCAUCACCCUUAAUUACUUUUACUACUUCUUAUCCACAAUGAAUUUAAAUUAUCCGCCUUUUUUAUGUGUUAUGACAACGCCUACGCAUUGAAUAGUUUAAACAAACAAUAUUUAUAGAUAUAUAUACAUAUAAACGCGUAUGUGUUACGUUAUUUGCUGGGAUAGCUUGUGUUUGAAUGAGUCAAUGCACACGAAAAUCAACACAAAUUGUGGUACAAAUUAAAUUGUGAUCAUUUGAAUUUAAAUUUGGAUUAUUUAUUUAUUUACUAAAUUAUUUAUUUGUUUAUUUAUUAUAAUUAAUUAAUCUUUUCCAAAAAUUCGUUUUAUUCAUAACAAG